Molecule: messenger RNA, 1115 nt
Organism: Bombina bombina (fire-bellied toad)
Lineage: Eukaryota; Metazoa; Chordata; Amphibia; Anura; Bombinatoridae
Gene: UBALD1
Product: UBA like domain containing 1
Exons: 4
Coding region: 198-644 (148 amino acids)
Molecular function (GO): protein binding
Source: RefSeq, a predicted model, not a curated record
CUACGAUUCCCAGCAUACCCUGCUCCCUCCCCUUCCCUCCCCUUCUGGGUUGCAGCUCCUGGAUGGGUAGCUGUGCAAGGAGGCAGCGAGUCUGAUGUGUGUGUUUAGAAAUGAAAUAUACACAUCUACAUGAAGAACGCUGCGCUUAAAUUAAUCCAUUGGUGUUACAGACAGAGAAGCGAGUCACGGCUCUUACAAUGUCAGGGGACAUGGAGCAACUAAAACAUCAGCUACUGGUGUCUCAGUUUGUCUUGACUGCUGGAUGCGCAACUGACCAGGCGGAGCAACUUCUGCGUGCAGCUCACUGGCAAUAUGAGACAGCACUCAGUGCCUUCUUCCAGGAGACCAACCAUCCCUACAUCCCUCACCACCAGAUGAUGGGAACUCCUGCCAAUACUCCGGCCACCCCCCCAAACUUCCCGGAUGCCUUGGCCAUGUUUUCCAGACUGAAGGCCUCAGAAAGUGGCUACCUCUCCUCAUUGGCUACGUCGCCUCCUCUUCAGCAAACUGGUGCCAGCGGUCACUUCUCCCAGGAUCCUCAAGGGCAGCAGAUAAGCACAGUGCUGCCUAGUUCUGGGGUGAUGUAUUGUUCUCACCAAGGCAGUGGCACGGACCAUAACCCUACUGCAGAGGCAGAGAGAUGAGGAGUGUCACCGAAGGGGGAGGAAACAGGGUAGCGCAUAGACUUUAAUUGAAGGAUUAAACUUCCAAAGUUCUGCAGAGUAUUUCUCCAUUGAGUCUGCAGAGUAUCUCACAAUAGCAAUAAAACAAUGGCAGAGAUUUAUUCUGCAGGUUUUUCUCCUUAUUACCUCACACUUCUGCAGACCAUAGCACCUAUGAUCAGUGGUCCCCUUUAAGAGUAUUGAUCGCACACUAACGUGCGCUACAUGCCUGCUUGCAGAGUGUUGCAUCUUUCAGCAGUACCUCAUGACGUUCUGUGUUCUGACACAGGCCUACCCAGACCUCACAACAUCUUAAAUAGUUCUGCUCUACUGAUAUCCCUGAUGUCUUUUAACACUGAGAUACGCAAUCACACUGUAAAUGUCUCUACUGGUUUUUAACAUCAGCACAAAUAAAUAUUGUGGACUGUAACGUUUUUACACAGCACAACCAUA